This is a messenger RNA of Amaranthus tricolor (Joseph's coat), 1539 nucleotides long. Its product is annotated as cytochrome P450 77A3. The coding region runs from base 1 to 1539 and encodes 512 amino acids. Lineage: Eukaryota; Viridiplantae; Streptophyta; Magnoliopsida; Caryophyllales; Amaranthaceae. Gene Ontology annotation, molecular function: iron ion binding; oxidoreductase activity, acting on paired donors, with incorporation or reduction of molecular oxygen, NAD(P)H as one donor, and incorporation of one atom of oxygen; heme binding. Gene Ontology annotation, cellular component: membrane. The transcript is spliced from 2 exons. The record is from RefSeq and is a predicted model, not a curated record.
AUGGAAACCCUAGACAUAUUUCUACAACUCCUUGCACCCUUUUUUCUUAUACUAUGGUGGCGACGAUGGUUCAUAGUUGGCCGAGGCCCGAGGAAUCUUCCUCCGGGCCCACCAUGUUGGCCCAUCGUCGGAAACCUUUUUCAAGUCAUCCUCCAACGUCGAUCCUUCAUGUACGUUGUACGUGACCUAAGAAAACUUUACGGGCCUAUUUUCACUUUGCAAAUGGGCCAAAAGACGUUAAUUAUCAUCACAAGCUCCGAACUAAUCCACGAAGCACUAGUCCACCGGGCCACAGAUUUUGCAACCCGCCCGCCCGAGUCCCCAACCCGUUUGAUCUUUAGCCGUGGAAAAUGCGCCAUCAACUCGGCUGAGUAUGGCCCGUUAUGGAGGAUCUUACGGCGGAACCUCGCCACUGAGGUGGUGGGUUCGGCUCGAGUGAAGCAAUGCGGGUGGAUUAGGAAAUGGGCCUUACAAAAUCACAUGGGUCGGGUCAAAGAUGAAGCUAAUAAGAAAGGGUUUGUAGAGGUUAUGAGCCAAUGUAGGUUAACAAUAUGUAGUAUUAUUAUAUGUAUUUGCUUUGGUGCUAAUUUAUCUGAAGAGUGGAUAAAAGACAUUGAAAGUGUUCUUAAAGAAGUUAUGCUUAUGACUUUACCAAAACUACCCGAUUUUCUACCCGUAUUGACCCGGUUUAUGGCGUGUGGGCAGCUAAGGAGGGCUAGGGAGUUGAGGAAGAAGCAGAUGGAUAUUAUAGGCCCGCUAGUUCAGGCCCGGAAAGAAUUUGUGGAAAGUGACGGAAGCCCUAAUAGCUGCUCAGUCAACAUGGGGAGCCCGGUUGGGGCGGCUUAUAUUGACUCCUUAUUGGGCCUUUAUCCACCGGGAUGGCCCAAUGGGCUUGGGGAGGAAGAGUUGGUGACUUUGUGCUCGGAGGUGAUUAAUGCUGGAACUGAUACUAGUGCUAAUGUGCUUGAAUGGGCUCUCCUCCAUCUUGUGAUGAACCAAAAUCUUCAGCAUAAAUUGUAUGAAGAAAUAGUGGAAGUGAUUGGAAAAAAGGGCGAGGUUUGCGAGGAAGACCUUGAGAAGAUGGCGUACCUCAACGCCAUCAUCAAGGAGACGAUGCGGCGACACCCACCGAGUCACUUUCUUCUCUCGCAUGCCGCCACAGAAGACACCGUUUUAGGUGGCUACACCGUCCCAAAAGACGCAAAUCUCGAGAUUUACACAGCGUGGAUUACCCAAGACCCGACCCUAUGGACCGACCCGGAUAUUUUCCGACCCGAGAGGUUCUUACCUGGGGGAGAAGGAUAUGAGGUGGAUUGGACUGGAAAUCGAGGGGUUAAAAUGCUGCCAUUUGGGGCGGGUCGGCGGAUCUGCCCGGCUUGGAGUUUGGGUACAUUGCAUGUGGGUCUUUUACUUGCUAGAAUGGUGCAUGAUUUUCGAUGGGUUCCUAUUCCGGGUAGCCCGCCUGACCCGACUGAAACUUUUGCUUUUACUAUGGUUAUGAAGGACCCACUCAAGGCUGUUAUCUUACCAAGGUGUUGA